Molecule: messenger RNA, 1298 nt
Organism: Aspergillus welwitschiae
Lineage: Eukaryota; Fungi; Ascomycota; Eurotiomycetes; Eurotiales; Aspergillaceae
Gene: cdc31
Product: putative cell division control protein Cdc31
Exons: 2
Coding region: 219-1022 (267 amino acids)
Biological process (GO): spindle pole body duplication
Cellular component (GO): half bridge of spindle pole body; mitotic spindle pole body
Molecular function (GO): calcium ion binding; microtubule binding
Source: RefSeq, a predicted model, not a curated record
CUCAUCGCCUCAAAGUCUCCAGAUUGUUUACCCACUGCACCACCCCCUCCCCCCCUUACGACCUGUCACUCUACUCAUCGCACAUCCCAUCCCACUCUCCCAACUCCUUGCACCAACACCACCCCCCUCCAUUGACCCUCACCCUCCACCCCCCACCGACCGACCGCGGUCGGGGUCCCUCUCACCGACCUAAAACCACACCACCUUCAACCAACACAAUGGCUUCCUCACAACCCUUCGGCACGCGCUCCUACGCCUCGGGCAAACUCCCCGAUCGAUCUAUCAACGCCAACGCCCUUCCCUUCAGCGCCUCCUCCUUCUCGCGACACCGCAGUCUCGCCGGCGCGCCCGGCGCUCCCACGGCCGGCGACUUCGCCGACCCCAAAGCCAGCCAACAGGCACCAGGUCCAUCGCAAGCACCACCGCAACCACCGAUGCAUUCACAACCCCAACAAGACACGAAUCCCUUGAACCGAUUGACAGAAGAGCAACGCGAAGAGAUCAACGAAGCUUUCACCCUCUUCGACCUCGACCGUGACCGCCAUCUCGACUACCACGAACUUCGCGUCGCCUUCCGCGCAUUAGGCUUCACCCUCCCCAAACAAGAGCUCAUCUCCCUCCUAACCACCUACGGCGUUCCGCGUCCCCAAGUCCAACAACAACAACAGAACCCUUCCGCAGGCGGCAACCCUCCCCCACCCCAGCAACAACAAAACCGCGCAGCAGCUACUACGAACCCUCAACACCCGAGUAAUCUGCUCAUGCCACUAUCGGCCUUCCAGGCCGUCACGGCGCUGAAGAUACUGGAGCGGGAUCCACGCGACGAGAUCCUGCGCGCGUUCGAACUCUUCGAUGAAGGUGGAAAGGGGUACAUUGAUUUGGAAGAUUUGAGGCGCGUGGCGAGGGAGUUGGGUGAGACGGGACUCGAGGAGGAGGAACUGAGGGCUAUGAUUGAGGAGUUUGAUUUGGAGGGUGUCGGGGGUGUUACCAGGGAGGCGUUUGUGGGGAUUUGUUGGCAGUGAUUAUUUUAUACCUUUUUUUUUCUCUUCCACUUUUUGUGUCGAUUCUUGAGGUUGGAUGGUUCGUUGGGUUUAUGUGGAUUGGAUGGGAAAAACCCUGCUUGUUUGGUUUUGGUGUGGAUGAUGGAUGGAUGGAUGGUCUUGUUAACUCGUUGGUGUGUCUGUCCGUCUGCUUUGUUGAUCACGUCUAAUUAUCUACUACGUACUGUGCAUGGACUGGCGCCAAUUGAUUUGGGAAUAUUAACUAUGCAAUGAAAAUAGGAAUUAUAAAUAUCGAAU